AUGCCAUCCGCUAUAGAAUCACCGCCCCGCCAACCGUCCCCAGAAGUCAAGCUCAUCACCAAGGUGGCGCCUCAGAUGAUGGACGACGAGGCUCUUUCCACGGCUUCCGCCAUUUUGGACAUCAUUUGUCGCUACCGCCUGAGACGGCCGCACGAGACCUGCCCUGCCGAGCUCGAGGGGAGGCUUGGCUUCCUCUCCCAGAUUUACAGAAAAGUCAAAGCCCGCAGCCAAAUCCGCAUGUGCCUCCCCGCGUUCCCCUUCAAGUCUCCCAAUGCCAAAGACAAGGUCCUUGGCCGCCUGCCCGACAAAGCGGACGAGUUUUCCCUUGCCAACCUCAACGGCCUCUGCUCUGCCAUCAAGGACUUUUACGAGCCGGGCGCAAAGUUGACAAUCAUCUCUGAUGGACUGGUAUACAAUGACCUCCUCGGUGUCCCUGACAAGGAAGUUUGGGCGUACGGAGAGACGUUGCGCGGCCUCGCUGCGAAGAAGAACCUGGCCCACAUCGAGUUCUCCCGUCUUCAGGACCUCGUCCACCUUCCAAACCUUCCCAACAAGCUAGAAGAGAUCACAUACGUUGCCAACGCUACCAACUUCCGCCACUCUCUCCUCAACACCUUUGGGAGGGCCGACUAUGACCCUUCCAGGGAAAUCUCCCAGAACGAGGACACCUGCUUGACAUAUCGUGGAUACAUCAAGUUCCUCGAGACUGACCUGCGCCAUGUCUACCCCGUCGGAGAGGACCGGUCCAAGACCAAAUUCAAGACGGGCAUCGAGUACAUCUCGAAGCAGAUGCUCCAGCGUGGUGACGCCUUUGCUCGUGCCGUCCGCGAGAACUUCCGCGACCACGUCCGCCUCUCCAUUCACCCUUCCACUGGAGAGAACAAGAUUUCCAUCAGCCCACUCCCCACACCCACCUACUUCACCACCCCUUGGCACUGCUCCAUCGCCUUCAGCUUGAACGGCACCGUCACCACCGGCCCCCGCUCCGACUUUGAGAGCGACCCCAAGUACGAGCUGGUGUACGAGGAAGGAAGACCCAGCUACUUCCGCGAGAAGAGUGACCUGCUGCAAUGGAAUUCCGAUGUCACUUUUGAGCCCAUGUACCCUUGCGGUAUCCUCAUCCGCCCGGCCGCCGGCCGCAAGAAGCUCUCCAUCCACGACAUUGAUGCUGAGAAGGUUCGUGCUCUAUCCGAGGUCAACUCCCCCGUCGUCAUGAGGGGCUUCUCCAAGACCAAGGACCGUGACCUGUUCGUCAAGAAGGCGGAGGAAUUCGGCUCGCCCCUACCGUGGAAGUUUGGCCUGGUCUUGGAAGUCAAGGACCAGGGCGCCGACACGCGCGGUCUGAACAACGUUCUGUCGGCAGAGUGGAUGCCUUUCCACUUCGAUGGCCUGUUCAAGACCCACAAGGUGCCCCAAGCAGACGGAACUGAGAAGCUUCUCCCCAACCCGCCCAGGUUCCAGUUCUUCACCUCCAUCACUCCCUCACCAAGUGACACCGGCUUCACCCUCUUCACCCCUUCGCACUUCCUCCUCCAGAACCUGCCUCCCCAGCUGCCUCUCUCCAAGCUCCAGGGACUUACCUGGAGCGUCCAGACCAGCUCCUUCGACUCAACCAAGAUGACUGGUCUUCCUCUCGUCGUCUCCCACCCGACGACCGGCAAGCCGUGCAUCCGCUACCACGAACCCUGGCCGCAAUCCAAGACCGCCUUCGACGCGACCUAUGUGUCCAUUGAGGGUGCCAGCGAGAGCGAGAGCGAGGAGAUCUGCAACACCAUUGACUCUCUCCUCCACGACCGGAGGAACACCCUCUACUUCGCCUGGGAAGAGGGCGACCUUCUUGUCAGUGAUAACAUCCUGACGAUGCACACGCGCAGCGACUUCACGGCGGGAUCUCCCAGAGAGAUGUGGCGUAUUCACUUUGACUAA
Colletotrichum spaethianum is the source of this 1926-nucleotide messenger RNA. Its product is annotated as spore wall maturation protein DIT1. The coding region runs from base 1 to 1926 and encodes 641 amino acids. Lineage: Eukaryota; Fungi; Ascomycota; Sordariomycetes; Glomerellales; Glomerellaceae. The transcript is spliced from 4 exons. The record is from RefSeq and is a predicted model, not a curated record. Gene Ontology annotation, molecular function: oxidoreductase activity.